Callorhinchus milii (elephant shark) is the source of this 800-nucleotide messenger RNA. It is a transcript of the gene jpt1, whose product is annotated as Jupiter microtubule associated homolog 1. The coding region runs from base 38 to 550 and encodes 170 amino acids. NCBI's taxonomy places the organism in Eukaryota, Metazoa, Chordata, Chondrichthyes, Chimaeriformes, Callorhinchidae. The transcript is spliced from 5 exons. Gene Ontology annotation, cellular component: nucleus. The record is from RefSeq and is a predicted model, not a curated record.
GGCGGCCGGCGGGGCGGUCCAGAGCGAGCGGAGAGACAUGACCACCACCACCAUCUACCAGGGGCUCGAGUCCUCGGGGCGCAGCAGCUCCAGCAGGGUGUUGCAGCCUCCAGGAGGCGGAUCCAGCAUCUCGUUCGGAGUGGAGGAAAAUGUCAAACCGCAGCAGAGCAGAGCCAACAAGACGGCUUCCAACAUCUUCGGGCCCCCAGUGGAUUCCCAGCCUGCCGUCAGGAGGAGCAACCCUCCAGGGGGGAAGAGCAGUGGGAUCUUCGGAGCGACUGGCUCUGAAGCCUCUGAUCUGAAGCAACGGAGAAACCCUCCUGGUGGCAAAACCAGCGGCAUCUUUGACUCGGUGACGACUCCUGGCACUCGGGGCUCUGCAGCUGGAGAAGGCAACGAGGGUGAGAAAUGUCCAAGCAAUAAAGCCAGUGAAACUGAAGAGAAGCCGCGGGGUCUGAAGGAGGAACCUGUGCUAAUCCCAGCAGAGCCUGCAGCAGCCCGGCCCAGGAAAAACCCACCAGGGGGCAUGUCCAGCCUGGUUUUAGGAUAAGCCUUUGAUGUCUAUUUCACUUAUGACUUGCGAACCGAAUAAAUUGUUAAUUUUAAUGUGAGCUACAAAAAAUUGAGCCCUUUUUUGUACUAGCACUUUACAUUCGAGUGAUCCUGUGGAGGCCAGACCUGCUGGGUGCAGUGUGCCUGCUGGGGGGAGCCUGACUUCUAUACGCCCCGUGAUGUGUAAAGAGUUGAAAUGAGUAUUUCAUGUUUCUUAUGUGACCCCCUCCCCCCCCGCCCCCCCCCUC